Messenger RNA from Pogoniulus pusillus (Red-fronted tinkerbird), 984 nucleotides. Its product is annotated as histone H2A-beta, sperm-like. Gene Ontology annotation, molecular function: structural constituent of chromatin; DNA binding; protein heterodimerization activity. The transcript has a single exon. Gene Ontology annotation, biological process: heterochromatin formation. Gene Ontology annotation, cellular component: chromatin; nucleosome. NCBI's taxonomy places the organism in Eukaryota, Metazoa, Chordata, Aves, Piciformes, Lybiidae. The record is from RefSeq and is a predicted model, not a curated record. The coding region runs from base 188 to 697 and encodes 169 amino acids.
CCCAGCACGGGAGCUGAGCCUUCGGUCCUGGCCUUCCUGCCCCACACAACACUUGGCCAGGCCAGCAAGGACAGGGGGAGGCCACCCAGGCCGGACACAGGAGCCGCCAGGGCGCAGCCAGCAAGGAAAUCAGCAGCACAGGUGUGCAAGGCAGGCGGGCACAGGGAGGUGCAGCACAGAGCCAGUCAUGAGCAGCAUGCUCGCAGCAGAGGAGGUCGUCACGGUGCCUGUGGAGGACAGGGAGCCUGAGCUGGCAGAUGCCGGGAGCCCUCCCGAAAGCAGCGAAGCGAGGGGCAAAAGGAGCCGCUCCUCGCGGUCCUCCCGGGCAGGGCUGCUCUUCCCCGUGAGCCGCGUGGCCGGGCAGCUGCGCAGGGGGCGCUUCGCCGGGCGGCUCGCAGCCAGGGCCCCUGUCUACCUGGCCGCGGUGCUGCAGUGUGUGACGCACAAGGCGCUGGACGUGGCCGGCAGGAUCGCCAAGCGCAGCAGGCAGCAGCGCAUCGCUCCGGCGCACCUGCACAUGGCCGCGCAGAGGAGCUCGCAGCUCCACAAGCUCCUGCAGGCGGACGUGCUCGGGGGCCGCGGCGGCGCCGCCGCCAAGAGACGGCCUGCGGCCUCCAGAAAGAAGGCGGCCAGCACGAAGAGGAGAUGCCCUGGGCACAGAGCUGCGCCUGCCCGUGCCAGAGCUGCGGCCAAGUGAGGAGAGACCCAGGCUGGCAGGGCAAGCGCUGCCUCGUGGGCAAGGCUGCUGCCAAGUCCAGCACCGUGGGCUAGGGGAACAAUAAAAAAGAUGCUGCAACUCCACGUGGGGCAUUGGCGUCUUGUUUGUGCCAUCUCUUGGCACAGUGUCUCCUGGCUCCAGAGCCAGCUCGCCCAACUCUACCCCAGCCCCAUUCCCGGCCUCUCUCACCCCUGCGCACCUGCAGCCGCACCUCCAGCCCUAUUCACACCGACCCCAGCCCGGGUCCGGCCGCACCCCGACCACUC